Dermacentor andersoni is the source of this 4974-nucleotide messenger RNA. Its product is annotated as nischarin-like. Gene Ontology annotation, molecular function: protein binding; phosphatidylinositol binding. The record is from RefSeq and is a predicted model, not a curated record. Gene Ontology annotation, cellular component: cytoplasm. NCBI's taxonomy places the organism in Eukaryota, Metazoa, Arthropoda, Arachnida, Ixodida, Ixodidae.
GGAGCAAUCCAAAACCGCUGUUUUCACAGGUCCCAGCCUGGCAUUCAGCACGGCGCCAGCACAACAGCUUGUCAGGGCCGGUCAGAGCCAUGAACAGCAUUGGAGGACCAAACAUUUGCAUGGUUUAGAUGGCGUACCAUUGGUGGUUGUGCUCACGUGCUACUGUUUUCGUCUAAAGCCUUGUGCAGCGCUGUCUGCCGAUUGUCAUCCGCUGCCCACCGAUCCGCUGCCCACCGGGCGCAAACAAUCCGCACGCCGGCGCGUCAGCAGACGUCUGUGUGCAAAGCAUGGCACUGUACCAACCUGUCCAGUCCUGGAUGAAGGCAUCUGAAGCUGUCAAAAUCAUUGGCACCGAACAAGGCGAUGGGUUCACGGUGUACCGGGUUCAAGUUACAAUCCCCCCUUACUGCUGGGUGGCCAAGCACCGGUACAGUGAUUUCAAGGAGCUCCAUAACAAGCUUCGGCGCAACUACCACGUGGAGCGGAGUCUUCUGCCGCCCGGCAAGGUCCUAGGGCGCCAGGCAGCCAGCUUUGUGCAGCAGCGCCAGGCCGAGCUCGAGCACUACCUCGUCACGCUGGUGCACCACUUUGCGGACGGCCUGCCGCUGCCCCUGGCACGCUUCCUCCACUUUGACCAGUUUGAGGUGCGUACUGUCGUAGCCGACUUGGCUGAGCAGCUGUUUGAGACGGGCGAGCAGACCCUGGCUGGCGACUCCCGCUUCUGCACCACCCCACUGCAGCUGCACUGCCUCACCGAGAGGCUCAAGUUGGCUGAGCCCACCUGCAGUUCAGAGGACAAGCGGCGAGACCUGGCCCAUGUGCUGGACUUUGUGUCCCAGCUGCGGCACCUCGAUGUGGUGGCUGAGCCAGGCUGCCUGGGCGCCAGCAGUGUGCGCCCCAGCUGCCUGCCAUUCGACCUGUCCCCUUUUCGGAGCCUCCGUACACUCCGGCUACAAGGUUGCGAGGUGCGUGGCCAGCUGUCGGGGCUGGAGGUGUUGCGGCCACAUUUGCGGGAGUUGGCUGUCGAAAGUGCACUGUCGCCCAUGGCGGACUUGUCAUGCAUGCUGGUUGCCGGAGACAUCUGGCAAGCAGCAGCGUGGCCCCAGGUACAGAGGGCGCGCUUCAACCGCAACGGCCUCCACACGAUUGACCUCAGCGUGCGUCUGCUGACAUCUGUGGAGCACCUCGAGCUGCUGGGCAACAAGCUGUCGAAGGUGGAGAACCUGGAGUGCCUGUCACACCUGUCGACACUCAACGUGGCUGAGAACUGCCUGCGGCAGUUGCCUCCACUGCACACCCGCCUAGGAAAUGUGCGACAACUCAUCCUGGCGGGAAACCAGAUCGACUCUUUGGCUGGGCUGUCACGGCUGUACUCCUUGGUGGAGCUCGACGUGUCGCACAAUGCCAUCGCACUCGUCUCCGAGGUGGGUCACGUGGGGGCGCUGCCGUGCCUCGAGAGCCUUGAUCUGCGUGCCAACCCCGUGAACCAGCUGAUCGACUAUCGAGCCCAUGCGCUGCUCCUCUUUGGGGGCCGUGCAAAUGAGGUUGUACUUGACGGGCAGAAAGCAACGCAGAAGGAGCUGGACACUGUCAACGUGUUGCGUGCCUUGCAAGUAGCCAAGGAUAGGCGACCCCCCACCAAUACAGCAGCCGCGUGCGGCAGUGAAAGCGGCAACAGAAGAGCUCUCGAUUACUUCUCUGGGCAAACGAUUCCAAUCACGGAUGGUACGGGUGAAGAAAGAAUUCAUGGUUACCCCAGCACCAACCUGCAGCCCUGUGCCCCAGAAGGCGGUGCCCCCGAGCUGAGGGGGCCACUCGUGGACAAACAGCCAGACGCAGCAGCAGACGAAUUCCGGCAGCAGGUGGCCACAAUGCGGACCCUUGGGGGCACUGACUGGCUACGACUGUUCAACCUCAUGAGCCAGCAGCAACAGAUGACACAGCAGCCGAACCAGCCAGCACAGUCAUUGCCAGCAGCGCCGAGUGGCUCAGACUGCGAGAAGCCCAUUGGUGAACUCGCCCUUCCAGACUGGCUUCUACGGACCGGUCUUCAGCAGCCAAGCUUCCAGGACCAGUUACAGGCUCAGGCUAAGGGCCUUGCUCCGGAAUGGGUUGCCUGGUGCGCACGGGUUGAGGCACCAACUGUGGCUACGACUGUGGUCUGCAUCGUGGCCAACUGCACCGGCUUGAAUCUGCUCGAGCUGGAGCAAGUGCAAGGCAGCAGUGGAGCAGUGGUGCCGCAGUUUGGACAGUGCACAACCAUCGCACCCUCACGGAUAGAGCGUCUUCUUAGGGGCCCGCACCGGAGCUACAUCGAGCUGAGGACAGAGUUACAGCCUAGGGCUAGUGGUACGCUCCUGCUGCCUGCUACAGCCGAGGAGGCGGAUUAUCUGAUGCGCAAGUUUGCUGCCACAUUUGGCCUGGAAUGCAGAGACAAAUUUGCGCCGGCGCACGUGGAGUGUGUGGCUGCAGGUGCAAUGUCUGCUGCCGAUGUUCGGUAUUGUGGACGCAUGCUCUCGAAUGAUGCUGAUGCAGGAAUGAUACAUUAUGUGCUUGUGGUGCGCAAAGAAAUAGUGGUGGUGGUCGAGGACACGUUCGGCGUAGUGCAGCCGUUUCGAGUGGAGCAAACGUGGAAUGUCGCUCUGCCUGUGGUGGACGUGCAGCUUCCCGAGCACUGGCCAGCUUCCGUGGCCUCCGUAGAUGAGUUCAGAAAGUGUGGUUUUGGUGUGAGGAUCAGCUUUGAAGGAGGACAGCAGUUUGAGGCACGGUUCCAAGUGAGAGAUUCACGCAGCCAGUUCCUUGAGGCUUUUCUGGCUGCCAGGAACUCUUGACAGCGGUGUACAAACACUUCAUGUUAUCGGACUUGCACCUCACAGCUUCCACAUGCCGUCGCUUCUCUGUCACAAGCAGUGCAGUUAGCCAGAACUAAAGUGCGUUCAAGUUUGUACCUUGUGCAUGCCUUGCGGAAAUGUGAUUAGAACUCGAAGUAUAUUACCAUUGAUUCCUACACUUGCUGUGUGCCUUUGACAAGCCAUCCAGCACAAUGUUGAGGUUUUCAUAGCAGGCUUCUGUGAUUGAGCAGUAGGAGCUUUUUUUUUUCUUUUUUCAUGUGUGUUCACAUAUUUGCAUUUAAAAAAAAAAAUCUCAGCCAUCCUGUAGCAAGGAGUACCUGGAUGUGAUACCCUAUUGCCAUUCUGUGUAUCCACACUGUCGUAUUCAUGCAUGUGUCUGUAAUGAGAAGCUACAGAUGCAGUUAGCAGAUUCUGUUGUUGAGCAUGUUGUUGAGAGCUUAUGCAUAAGUUGAAGAAUUGCUACAAGCCAUGGGUGUAGAACUUGUGCUAGAAUUUAGCCCCACAGUGCAUGUGGUGGAGGCCAAAGGGAAGCACAGCUGACUGAUGCUAGUCCUGUCAUUUUUAUCAGCAAGGAAGUUUGCGAUUGUUGGCUUUGCCUGGUGUCUAAGUAACAGCACAUGUUAAGGGACGAAGUAAAGCAUUGGGCUAGUGCACAGAGUUGUCAUGUCUUUUGUCUGGUUCCCUGUGUUUGUUGGCAGUUGAGAGUCUAGCUUUGUCACCUAAUAUUGUCGGAAGGCAGUGGCAAAACUUAACCGUGGCAACUCAAGUUGUACUGCAUACAAAAUGAGUAUGUUGCAAAUCUUUAAGCAAUGUGUGUGUGAUAAGUGCAAAUACGUGUGUGAAGUGCAAGUCUGUAAUGACUGUGUUGCAAGAGCAUUUUUUCCCCCAUAUUGUGUCCACCUGUUCCUCUUGGUUUUGCACUCUAGCUGUUGUGCCUUCACCCCUCAUCAAAUUCACAUCUUCAGUGGAACACAACAGCUGAGACUGAGGAACAGCAGUGCACGUAGGCCCUAUGGCUUGUCCAAGGUGCCUGCCGUAUCUGUCGUGUUUACACGGUAGUACUGUUUGAGUGGCCAAGUUAUGAAGUGACCCGACUGAAGAUGUGUUUGUUUCAUACGAUGGAGAACAAAUGAAAUUGCUUAGGAACUCUGAAUUACAUUGACAAACUUGGCCGUGUGUCGGUGCUAUAAAGCAGGAUUUUCAGUACCUGUGUGAAAGUGAAAUGUAUGUGCAUGCUGGGAUCCCUUUCCUUUUCUUGGUGGCCUGAGCACAAGGGUUUGCCUUGCCCACUGGCUGGAACAUUUCAUGUGUGUUUCGUGUUUAGGUCAACAAGACUUUGUAUUGCAGGUGACGAGGGUAGAGUUCAACAGAGCCAUUUGCUACCUGCACUACUAGUGGCACAAAAUUUUGGACAGGAUUAUAUCCAUUUAUUCUGUUGGCUUAAAAAUAAAUGUGUUGGAAUGCCAAAAUUUUUAAUUGAAUACAAAUAUUCGGAAGAAAAAAAAACGCUUUGAAUGUCAAAUUGGAAUACCGAUCAUUUCCACUUUCUAAAGAAAGUAGAAUAUUAAGAUGACAUGGAGUCCUUCUCACUUAUUUGCUAGGGUUGUAAGAAUGAUAAAUAUUUUCCAAUGGUCGGUAGUGUAUUAUGCUAAUUGAUAUUCUGUUUGGUUCGAAUUUCAGUAUUUUGGAUAUUUGGAGUAAUUAGAAACAAGCGAAUAAUAAUUUUGAAAUGUAAAAUCAACAGUUUCAGUCUCGGUAGUAAAGUCUUGUUGAAGUUAAUGUGGCUCGUGACCAAGGCAAGCCAAAGACAAAAUUUGUUUAUGGUUGCCGACUGAUAUUUUGGACCUGCUUGAUAAUUCGAAUAUUCCUGCAGCACUGUACCCGUUGCACUGGCUUAGUGGCUACGACAUUGCACUGCUAAGUGCAAGGUCGCAGGUUCAACUCCAGGUCAUGCUGGCCACACUUUUUUGGGGGCGAAAUACAAAAACGUUCAUGUACUUUUAGACUUCAGUACACAAUAAAGAACUCCAAGUGGUCAAAAUUAACAUGGAGUUUCCCGCGACAGCGUGCCUCAUAAGCGUAUCUUGGUUUUGACAAGUAAAACUCCUUAAUCUUUUCUUUU